This is a messenger RNA of Penicillium cinerascens, 975 nucleotides long. Its product is annotated as class I SAM-dependent methyltransferase. The record is from RefSeq and is a predicted model, not a curated record. The transcript has 5 exons. The coding region runs from base 1 to 975 and encodes 324 amino acids. Gene Ontology annotation, molecular function: methyltransferase activity. Lineage: Eukaryota; Fungi; Ascomycota; Eurotiomycetes; Eurotiales; Aspergillaceae.
AUGGGUCCCAAAUCUUCUGGACGUAGGCGUGAAUGUGACACGCAGUCUCUGACUGCCAGUGUAACGGACUAUCCUAUAGAAAAUGGAAGACGGUAUCACAGGUACCAUGAAGGAGCCUACCCAUACCCCAAUGACGAACAGGAGCUCGAUCGCCUUGACAUGCAGCACCAUAUGUUCAGAAUGGUCAUGGAAGAUAAGCUCUAUAAUGUUCCUCUUGAUGACCCAAAAGAGUUACUCGACAUCGGUACCGGCUCCGGUAUAUGGCCGAUAGAAAUGGCGCCCCUAUUCCCCAACGCCGCCAUCACUGGAACGGACCUCUCUCCAGUACAGCCGACAGAGGUCCCCGAGAACGUUCAUUUCCUAGUCGACGACGCCACGGAAGACGAGUGGCUCUGGGACCAAGACCAUUUUGAUUACAUCCACAUCGGCAACAUGACCGGCGCCAUGUCCUCUUUUAAAAAACUACUUCAACAAACAUUCAAACAUCUCAAAGCAGGGGCAUACGUUGAAUGCCAAGAACUAGACCCGAAACCGAAAUGCGACGACGAUACAAUGCCCCCAGAAAACCCCGACGGGUUCAGCAAAUUCGCACUGCAUGACUGGUUCGACCUGAACAUGCGUUCGAGCCAGGAAUUGGAGCCCUCAAGACAGUUCCGCAUCGCUCCAAGGAUAGAGCGGUGGAUGAAGGAGGUUGGGUUCGUGGACGUUGAGCAACGACUUUUCAAAGUUCCGAUGAAUGGUUGGCCGACAGACGAGCACCUGAAAACCAUUGGGACGUGGAAUGAGAGAAAUUUGCUCGACGCUCUCUCCGGCUGGUCUUAUAAACCGUUCCUUGCUCUGGGCUGGUCGAAGGCCGAGAUCGAAGUCUUCCUCGUCGACGUGAGAAAAGCCAUUCAGAACCAGACUAUCCAUGCAUAUAUGGAUUUCUACGUGGUGAUGGGUAGGAAGCCCCUUCCUGGAGAAGAAACUUCUUGA